Molecule: messenger RNA, 2959 nt
Organism: Lineus longissimus
Lineage: Eukaryota; Metazoa; Nemertea; Pilidiophora; Heteronemertea; Lineidae
Product: complement receptor type 2-like
Exons: 17
Coding region: 1-2790 (929 amino acids)
Source: RefSeq, a predicted model, not a curated record
AUGUUAUACAAACUGACGAAUUUUAAGAUCUUGAUAGAUGAAAAUCUCUGCCAUCAUGAAACUGGAACAGUACAGUUUAGUCGAGCACAAGAAAUUAAAUGUGACUCGCCGGGUCCUGUUGUCGGAAGACGCCUGAAGAUCCAACGAAUGGAACCAUCGUCUGCUCUUACAUUGUGCGAAGUGAGCGUACAGGCUUUCCAAUAUAGAGCAUGCCAAACCAAGCGCUAUGGCCCCAACUGCAACAACCGAUGCCAAUGUGCCAAUGAUGACACGUGUGAUGACAAGACAGGACAGUGCCCAUCUGGGUGUAAAGAUUUUUUCACAGGCCCUUACUGUAACAUAGCAAUUACCUGCGACCCACCGUCACGACUGUUAAAUGGAAAAGUUUCUACCACCUUUUUAGCAACCGUUGGUUGGUUCGUGAGUUACAAGUGCGACAAAGGCUUCGUUCUCGAAGGGAAAGAGAAUUCAACCUGUGUCGAGAACGUUUACGGUCCUGGUAAUGUGGCAGACUCAACUCCCGUCUGUAGAGCAAUAACCUGCGACCCACCGUCCCUAACAAAUGGACAAGUGUCUGUCCCAAAGCCUGUACUUCUAGGUUCAGCCGUUAGCUACCAGUGUAACACAGGUUACGUUCUAGAAGGGAAAGAGAGUUCCACCUGUGUCGAGGUUGGGACUGGUAAUGUUAAAGGGAGCUGGGCUGACCCGACACCCGUGUGCACAGCAAUAACCUGCGACCCACCGUCCCUAACAAAUGGACGAGUGUCUGGCCCGAAGCCUGCACUUCUAGGUUCAGCCGUUAGCUACCAGUGUGACACAGGUUACGUUCUAGAAGGGAUAGGGAGUUCUACCUGUGUCGAGGUUGGUCCUGGUAAUGUUAAAGGGAGCUGGGCUGACCCGACACCUGUGUGCACAGCAAUAAUCUGCGACCCACCGUCCCUAACAAAUGGACAAGUUUCUGUCCCGAGGCCUGCACUUCUAGGUUCAGCAGUUAGCUACCAGUGUGACACAGGUUACGUUCUAGAAGGGAAAGGGCGUUCCACUUGUGUCGAGGAUCAACCUGAUAAUGUUAAAGGGAGCUGGGCUGACCCGACACCCGUAUGCACAGCAAUAACCUGCGACCCACCGUCCCUAACAAAUGGACAAGUGUCUGUCCCGAAGCCUGCCCAUCUAGGUUCAGCCGUUAGCUACCAGUGUUACACAGGUUACGUUCUGGAAGGGAAAGGGAGUUCUACCUGUGUCGAGGAUGGACCUGAUAAUGUUAAAGGGAAAUGGGCUGACCCAGCACCCGUGUGCACAGCUAUUACCUGUGAACCUCCUGUCAUAUCAAACGGACAUGUAUCAGUCAUCAAACCAGCCUUGUAUGGGUCAACUGUAACCUAUCGUUGUAACCAAGGCUUUGUUCUGGAUGGGGAAGGGAGCUCAAAGUGUAUUCAAAAUGGAACUGACAAUGUUUAUGGGAAAUGGACUGACCAGACGCAUGUGUGUAAAGCUAUUACCUGUGAGCCUCCUGUCAUAUCAAACGGAUAUGUAUCAGUCAUCAAACCAGCCGUGUAUGGGUCAACUGUAACCUAUCAUUGUAACCAAGGCUUUGUUCUGGAUGGAAAAGGGAGCUCAAAGUGUAGUCAAAAUGGAACAGACAAUGUUUAUGGGAAAUGGACUGACCAGUCGCCUGUGUGUAAAGCCAUAAGUUGCGACAAACCAUUGUUACUGAAUGGACAAGUUAUAGCGGGUGUUCAAAGUACCCAUGGCACGACAGUGAUCUUUAGGUGCAACGAAGGCUUCGUUCUCGAAGGAAAGACAUAUUCUACGUGUGUUCAUGAAGAUCCAAACAGCGCCAAGGGAAAGUGGUCAGAGCCAACGCCUGUUUGCAAAGCCAUAAGUUGCGACACACCAUUGUUGCUGAAUGGACAAGUAAUAGCGGGUGGUCAAAGUACCCAUGACACGACAGUGAUCUUUAAAUGCGACGACGGCUUCAUUCUCGUAGGAAAGACGAAUUCUACGUGCGUUCAUGAAGAUCCAAACAGCGCCAAGGGAAAGUGGUCAGAGCCAACACCUGUUUGCAAAGCUAUUACCUGUGAACCUCCUGUCAUAUCAAACGGAUAUGUAUCAGUCACCAAAGUAGCUAUGUAUGGUUCAACUGUAACCUAUCAUUGUAACCAAGGCUUUUUUCUGGAUGGGAAACGGAGCUCAAAGUGUAUUCAAAAUGGAACUGACAGUGUUUACGGGAAAUGGACUGACCAGUCGCCUGUUUGUAAAGCUAUAAGUUGCGACACACCAUUAUUACUGAAUGGACACGUAAUAGCGGGUGGGCUAAGUACCCAUGGCACGACAGUGAUCUUUAGAUGCGACGAAGGUUUCAUUCUUGAAGGAAAGACAAAAUCUACGUGUAUUCAUGAAGAUCCAAACUGCGCCAAGGGAAAGUGGUCAGAGCCAACACCUGUUUGCAAAGAAAUUGGAUUGGAGUCACCUUCGUCGACAUUGGAUUACGUGCAUGGAGACGUAGAAGGACGCACAAAUACGCGUGAUGAAUCAGGAUCAGCAAUGAACAUCGGAAUUGGUAUUGGCUGCGCGACAGUUGUUCUCGUCUUGGUAAUCAUUGGUAUUAUUUUGGCAAUUAAAAACAAAAGUCGAGAAAGCCCACCACAUGAAACACUCGAAGAAGAGCCCCCUGCCAAAUCCAACGUGAAGGUCUUCCAGAAUCCACUUUACAAUAUAGAGGAAUGGAACGAAGGACAAAACGAAACAAGGGGCAGUUCUGAUGAGACGUUCCGCCUAGAUUUUCUUUGAGGAAAGUACACAACAUCAAAUUAUUCAGGAGUUUUAUAGCUGUGUUUCAGUUGGUGAUGGUCGGUUUACGUCACGCAAGUUUUCGACGUUACAGAACUUGGUCACGGUGGCAAAAAUGCUCUGUACAUUUUUAGAGACAUAAUUAUUUUCUCGGUGGAGUUAAACCCGU